This is a messenger RNA of Fukomys damarensis (Damara mole-rat), 4643 nucleotides long. RefSeq names its product solute carrier family 39 member 10 (gene Slc39a10). The coding region runs from base 12 to 2261 and encodes 749 amino acids. NCBI's taxonomy places the organism in Eukaryota, Metazoa, Chordata, Mammalia, Rodentia, Bathyergidae. Gene Ontology annotation, biological process: zinc ion import across plasma membrane; positive regulation of B cell receptor signaling pathway; intracellular zinc ion homeostasis. The record is from RefSeq and is a predicted model, not a curated record. Gene Ontology annotation, molecular function: zinc ion transmembrane transporter activity. The transcript has 10 exons. Gene Ontology annotation, cellular component: membrane.
GAGAAGCAGAAAUGAAGGUACACGUGCACACCAAGUUCUGCCUUAUCUGCCUGCUGACGUUUGUCUUCCAUCACUGCAACCACUGCCAUGAAGAGCACGACCAUGGCCCGGAAGAGCUGCACAGACACCACCGCGGGAUGACGGAGCCGGAGCCCGGCAAGUUCUCUGUGCAGGACGCCGAGAACGAACAGAGGUACUAUAUCGAAAGACUCUUUGAUCGUUAUGGCGAAAACGGAAGAUUAACCUUUUUCGGUCUGGAGAAACUCUUAACAAACUUGGGCCUGGGAGAGAUAAAAGUAGUGGAGAUCAGCCACGAGGACCUGGGCCACGACCACGUCUCCCACUUGGAUAUGCUGGCCGUCCAGGAGGGCCGGCACUCGCACUCCCACGGCCACGCGCACGAGCCCGUCGGCCCGGAACCCAGCCGCGCGCCAGCCGCCGCCGAGGCCAACAAGACGCAGGAGCAGGCGGAACUGAAGCCGCGGAAAGGGCGGAAGGACAAAGGGAAGAGAAAUAACGAGAACUCGGAGGUUAUCACCCCGGGCCUCCCCCCUGCCCACGCCCAGGGUGAACCGUAUGAGCACAAUCGGGUGCACAAGCCCGACCGUGUGCAUAACCCUGGGCAUUCUCACGCUCACCCAGAGCACAGCGGGCACGACCCUGGUCACGGGCAUCAGGACCGCGCGCCCGAUGAUGAAGGUGAGCUUCGGCACACGCGGAAGCGAGAAGCACCGCAUGUCAAAAAAAGUGCAAUGUAUUCAGCUGCUAGUCACAAGGACCACGGUGAGGAUGACCACCACCACGAGUGUUUGAAUGGCACUCAGCUGCUGAAACACUUCGGGCACGGAGCCAACUCCCCCAUCUCACCGACCCUGUUCACGUACCUGUGCCCCGCGCUGCUCUACCAGAUCGACAGCAGGCUCUGCAUCGAGCAUUUUGACAGACUUUUAGUUGAAGAUGUAAAUAAGGAGAAGCACCUCAUUCCUGAAGAUAAGGCAAACAUCGGGGCCUCGGCGUGGAUCUGUGGCAUCAUCUCUAUCACUGUCAUCAGCCUGCUCUCCUUGCUGGGCGUGAUUUUGGUUCCCAUCAUUAAUCAAGGCUGCUUCAAAUUCCUUCUCACAUUCCUUGUCGCGCUGGCUGUAGGAACCAUGAGUGGAGAUGCCCUCCUUCACCUGCUGCCUCAUUCACAGGGUGGACACGAGCAUGGCCAUCACCACGCGCAUGGCCAUGGGCACGGACAUUCUCACGCACACGAGGCAGAGGGCUUUUUAGGGGAGUACGACGCGGUGCUGAAGGGCCUCGUCGCUCUAGGAGGCAUUUACGUACUGUUCAUCAUCGAGCACUGCAUCAGAAUGUUUAAGCACUACAAGCAACAAAGGGGAAAACAGAAGUGGUUCAUCAAGCAGAGCACAGAAGAGUCAACUAUUGGAAGAAAGCUUUCAGAUCACAAGUUAAACAACACACCAGACGCUGACUGGCUCCAACUCAAGCCUCUUGCUGGGACCGAUGACUCUGUUGUUUCUGAAGAUCGCCUCAACGAAACUGAACUGACAGAUUUAGAAGGCCAGCAGGAGUCCCCUCCUAAAACUUACCUGUGCAUGGAAGAGAAGAGUGCAGACCACACCCACAGUGAUGGGCUGCACAACCAUCAGGGCGGGAGCAAGGCCGCACCACGGAAGCAUGGGCACCAGUGGCACCACAAGCACUCCCAUCACUCACAUGGACCCUGCCACUCCGGCUCAGACCUCAAGGACACCGGGAUCGCCAACAUCGCCUGGAUGGUCAUCAUGGGGGACGGCAUCCACAACUUCAGCGAUGGGCUCGCCAUUGGAGCGGCGUUCAGUGCUGGGCUGACGGGAGGAAUCAGCACUUCCAUAGCCGUUUUCUGUCACGAGCUGCCACAUGAAUUAGGUGACUUCGCCGUGCUCCUCAAGGCCGGCAUGACCGUGAAGCAGGCCAUCGUGUACAACCUCCUCUCCGCCAUGAUGGCUUACGUGGGCAUGCUCAUCGGCACGGCGGUGGGCCAGUACGCCAACAACAUCACACUCUGGAUCUUCGCCGUCACCGCGGGCAUGUUCCUCUAUGUAGCCCUGGUGGACAUGCUCCCGGAAAUGCUGCAUGGUGACGGGGACAAUGAGGAGCAUGGCUUCUGUCCCGUGGGGCAGUUCGUCCUGCAGAAUUUAGGGCUGCUGUUUGGGUUCGCCAUCAUGCUGAUCAUCGCGCUCUAUGAAGACAAAAUCGUGCUCGACAUCCAGUUCUGAGGGUUUUGGGGAGGGAGCCCCCGAGGACGCGAGCGAGGGUCCCUGGCGGCGUGCACUGCUCACGCGUCCCGUAGAUUGAGCCCCGCCCCGAGACUGGUGCUCAGCACGCUCUCCCCGAGGAAAGGGAUGUUUGAUGUUCGGGACAGGAGAAAAUGGGACUCCAUGAACUAGGGUCAAUGUAUGUUUGACUUUUUAAAAAGUAAUCAUAUAAAACACUAAAGUAGUCUCCUUAUUAGUAGAAACUUCUGUGGCUAUGCAGAAAUAAAAAUUGAACCAAAAAAUCAUUUAAACCUUAAGGCUAUUCGAGAGGAACUUUGGGCGGACACGGCUGUGUGUGCUAAGGGUGAAAUGUAGUGAGUGCCCUUUAUUUCAGCUCCAUUCCUAUGGUGAUAGGGAUCAACUUGACACAACUUUGAAAGCACGUAGUAGAUAGAUAGGAGCUAGAGGAAAGCUCAGGCUGCGCAGAAUAUGAAUUAGCAUCGGGGAGACCUUAUUCUUGAAUCUAGAGUUACUAUUUUUGUAUAUAUUUGCAUAGUGUUUAAACUUGCAGCCUAAACUACUGAAAUUUGUGAUUGUACGUUUGUGUGAGCUUCAGUUUAAUGACAGAUUCAUAAUGGUUCUUUGUACUAUUAUAAUACUUGGUGUUUGGGGUAUUUUUCUGGUUUUUUUAGACUGUAAUUUUGUUUUUGUUUGGGGGAGGUGAGGGUGUCAGAGCAUGUGGUCAAAUGUUUUUUCCUUAUGAUUACAACCUUCUAGAAUAUAUCAAAGAUGUGAACCCAAACAUGGUCAAAACUGCUCAGUUUUCCAACUUGACAGUACUAACUAGGUUAUUGGGAAAUUCAAGUUCCAAAGGUUCACAUCCCAGUUUGGCAUUGGAACCCAGGCACCUGCUGUGACUGGCUGUAAGUUGCAAGGCAGAGAAGAUCCAAGUUUACAGCUGUCUGGACUGUGUGGCGAAGAGUCACCUGCGCAGUGCCGCGACAAACCCAUCCACACUAGGCAGUCAUGGGAUCAGAACCUGAUCCGAAGGCUCUUGGUCCUUUGUGCCAAGACGUGCUACGGGUGCCUGGUAGGGACCGGUUUCUUGCUAGGUGCCCAUUCUGCUGCAGUCAUCUUGCACGUGACUUGUGAGAAGCACAAGCCACAUUUCUCCUUCCUCUGGCGUGGUGAUCUAGCACUAGCCAUGCAUGUAGACCUUGUUUACACUCUGUGCCCAUGGUUUCUCCCUCAUAGCCGGCCAGCGUGCCUGGCGCUGUGCCCACAGCUGUGUCUCUGUCUGCCUGGCAGCCAGAGCAGCUCUGUACUGAUCUUCCCGCUCAGACAUGUAACAGCCAAACUCUGCAUUCCUUGUGAGACGUUUCCACUGAGUCCUCUUCUCCACCCAGUUCUUCUCCUCUUACGCUAUGGACUUUCAAAAAACAGCCGAACUUCGAGAGCAGCACACCCAUGCUGGUGUUAACAGAUUAUCGCCAGUGUUUCUUCCUUGCGCCGCAGCAGGGGAGCAGACGUGUUACAUCUUUAAUUUAUGCUUGAAUCUGAAAAUUACUUCUGCUUUUCUCGUGGCCUCUUUGUAGUAAAACAGAGUAUUUUUUUUAAACCACAUAGAUCGUUUUCAGCAUUGGGCACUGAACUGGGACAGCCCGCAUUUCAUUGCUUGGCCCGUCGAGCGACCUAGCAAAAAGGUGCUGACGUUUUAUUGAGUACUGCCGACUUUCAGUGAUCUUGCUUUCUGAACCAGGAAUCGUUCAUUUUGGGGGUUUUAUACCCAAGGAGGAUUCUGCAUUCCAGCUUUAAAUCUGCUUCAUUUAAAAGCAACAGCUGGAAUAUAUUCCCAGUCUUAAAAAAUAAAUGCCUCAUGUAAAGCAGAUAGGUUAUGCUAAGGUAUAUAAAGUUUUAUAUUCUCUCAGAAGUGGUAUUAUCUUUCUUUGCUAGAUUUUCUUAACUUCGUAAGAGGUCUGUAAAAGUUGCUGCUAGUAUUUUGCUAAGUUCCACCAGUGGUUAGUUUUCACAUCAUUUUUCUGGUGCAGAAUUUCAAGUCUUACUAGACAAUCUUAAUUCCACUACAUUUCUGUUUGGCUCCAACAUUCCAUCAGCUUGACCAAUCUAAUUUUAACAUGGGUUUGUUGGAGGUCAUUAAUGUUACUUGUACAACGCUGUCACUGUGUGACAUCCAUAUGAAUUUUGAUGUAUAUCACAUUGCAUUUAAUCAGCUGUGAUUAUGCUUAGAAAUACUAUAGUAGCUAUGUGCAGUGUGAACUUUUUCCAUUAACAGUAAGUUAGUGGCUUAAUGUGAUUAUGGUUCUGCAAGGUGAUUCUUGCUAAAAUAUCUAAAACUUUUUGUUGUAACCGAAAUCAUUUUUUAAAAAUUUAUAAAGCUGGAAA